Messenger RNA from Rodentolepis nana, 2226 nucleotides. The record is from the annotation of a GenBank genome assembly. NCBI's taxonomy places the organism in Eukaryota, Metazoa, Platyhelminthes, Cestoda, Cyclophyllidea, Hymenolepididae.
AUGUCCAGUCGCCAUCGUAUUGAUGUUGGUGCAAGCCAAAGGAGAUCAAAAUUUUCUGAUCGUGAGGUCUCAAAUAACGGCGAUCGGGACCGGUCUCCUAUCAAGAAUGUGAAUAAUUCUGUACAAGUUAAUCCUUACACUGGUUUGCCAUACAGUCAGCGAUACUUUGACAUUUUCCGUAAAAGGAUUCAACUGCCAGUGUGGGAAUACAAGGAAAGAUUCUUCAAAGUUCUUACCGAAAACCAAGUUACUGUUUUAGUUGGCGAGACUGGAUCUGGCAAAACAACCCAGAUUCCACAAUGGUGUCUCGAGUGGGUUAAAUCUCGCUACACAGUAAAAAAGUGUGUAGCCUGUACUCAACCUCGUCGUGUUGCCGCUAUGUCGGUUGCUCAACGUGUCUCUGAAGAGAUGGAUUGCCAACUCGGUCACCAAGUUGGUUACAGCAUUCGUUUUGAGGACUGUACAUCUCAGAAUACUGUCUUGAAGUACAUGACAGACGGUAUGUUGCUUCGUGAAGGAAUGAGUGAUCCCCUUUUGGAAAACUAUGGUGUUAUUCUAUUGGAUGAGGCCCAUGAACGUACUCUGGCCACUGACAUUCUAAUGGGUCUGUUAAAGGAAAUCAUUGGUCAACGAUCAGAUCUAAAAAUCGUUGUAAUGAGUGCCACUUUGGAUGCUGGCAAAUUUCAGGAUUACUUCGAUGAAGCGCCUCUGUUGACAGUGCCUGGAAGGACCCAUCCUGUGGAAAUAUUCUACACUCCAGAACCUGAAAGAGAUUAUCUCGAGGCCGCUAUCAGAACUGUCAUUCAAAUCCAUGUUUGUGAGGAGAGUGAGGGAGAUAUUCUCCUCUUCUUGACAGGUCAAGAAGAAAUUGAGGAGGCUUGUAAAAGGAUUCAGCGAGAAGUUGAAUCUCUAGGGCCUGAAGUUGGUGAAUUGAGAUGCAUUCCUCUAUACUCCACCCUCCCGCCUAAUCUCCAGCAGCAUAUAUUUGACCCCCCACCUCCACGACGUAAAAACGGAGCUGUUGGAAGAAAAGUAGUCGUCUCGACAAAUAUCGCUGAGACAUCACUAACUAUUGACGGUGUUGUGUUCGUCAUUGAUCCCGGUUUCGCUAAACAAAAAGUCUAUAAUCCUAGAAUUCGUGUCGAGUCCUUGCUUGUCACCGCAAUUAGUAAGGCGUCUGCUCAACAACGGGCUGGUCGUGCAGGUCGUACACGACCGGGAAAAUGUUUCCGUCUCUAUACUGAAAGGGCCUACCAACAGGAGAUGCAAGACAACACGUAUCCUGAAAUUCUUCGCUCAAAUUUAGGAACGGUUGUGUUGCAGCUGAAAAAACUCGGCAUUGAUGAUUUGGUUCACUUCGAUUUCAUGGAUCCGCCUGCGCCGGAGACUCUCAUGCGAGCCUUGGAGCUGCUGAACUAUUUGGCAGCUUUGGACGACGAUGGCAAUUUGACAGAUCUUGGAAGUAUGAUGGCUGAAUUCCCCCUCGACCCUCAACUUGCCAAAAUGGUCAUCGCUUCUUGUGACUACAACUGUUCGAAUGAAGUCUUGAGUAUCACUGCUAUGUUGUCUGUGCCUCAAUGUUUUGUAAGACCUCCCGAUGCUAAAAAGGCUGCAGAUGAGGCCAAAAAUCGAUUCGCUCACGUUGAUGGAGACCACUUAACUCUGCUAAAUGUCUAUCACGCUUUCAAACAGAACCAGGAAGAUCCACAAUGGUGUUAUGAUAACUUUAUCAAUCUUCGUUCACUUAAGUCUGCUGACAACGUUCGUGUCCAGCUGUCCCGCAUAAUGGAUAGAUUCUCUCUUCGACGUUCAAGUACUGAGUUCUCCUCUCGAGACUAUUACUUGAAUAUCCGCAAAGCUCUAGUCUCCGGAUUCUUUAUGCAGGUCGCUCAUUUGGAAAGAACUGGUCACUAUUUAACCGUCAAGGACAAUCAGGUUGUCCAGCUUCAUCCUUCUACCGUGCUAACUCACAAGCCCGAGUGGGUUCUCUACAAUGAAUUUGUCCUUACAACCAAGAAUUAUAUCAGAACUGUUACUGAAGUCAAACCAGAUUGGCUUGUUCGCAUAGCACCUCAGUACUACGAUAUGUCCAACUUCCCUGAAUGUGAAGCAAAGAGGAUUCUGGAGAAGUGUGCUCAUAGAAUGGCACAGAAGCAACAGAAGAAACAACAGGAACAAGAUGCUGCACAAGAAGGGGUGCAACAAUCGGGUUCUCAACAGCAGUAG